Messenger RNA from Brachypodium distachyon (stiff brome), 1082 nucleotides. Its product is annotated as RNA polymerase II-associated protein 3-like. NCBI's taxonomy places the organism in Eukaryota, Viridiplantae, Streptophyta, Magnoliopsida, Poales, Poaceae. The coding region runs from base 129 to 605 and encodes 158 amino acids. The record is from RefSeq and is a predicted model, not a curated record. The transcript is spliced from 8 exons. Gene Ontology annotation, molecular function: protein binding.
UGGGGCUUGUGCCGCGCUGCUGCCCAGAGGUUGUUUCCUAGUGUAUGUGCUGGUAAAGCCAUGAGCCAUUUUGCUACUCGAGAAAUAUCGCGUUGUCGCCGACAGCGGUUGCUUUUGCGACUCGAGCUAUGGCGUAUCUUAAACUAAGGAGAUUUGAGGAGGCAAAGAAUGAUUGCACUGAAGCUCUGAAUCUGGAUGACCGUUAUGUUAAAGCAUACUCACGACGAAUUACUGCUAGAAAAGGACUUGGGAAGCUUAAGGAAGCAAUGGAUGAUGCUGAAUUUGCUGUAAGUGUUGAUGCUAACAAUCCAGAUUUGAGGAAGCAGUAUUCCGAGAUAAAGGCGCAACUCAUGGAGAAAAUGGCGAAGAGAAGUUCAGUUCAAGCUAAACAUACAAUUUCUGAAUGUGAUAAAGCUGGAGAUAGAAAAGAUAUGUCUUCUCAUCCACUGAGUGAUCUGCAGAAGGACGGUUUCAUGGAAGUUGAUUUGCCUGUGAGAGCUGCUGCUGGAAUCAGAGAGUGUUCAGGUGGCACGUCCAAAGGAGCAUCUGGUGUAAGCCUCAGAGAUAAUAAUAUGCAGGAAGAAAAACCUUCGUGGUCAUGUUGAUCGUGCCCCCGCGGGAUCAAUAACCUUCUGGAGUUGGUGUAUUGAUCGCUAAGGCGCUGCCUUCUAGGUUAUAGUCGGAUCGUCAACGUCAUCACCUACCAAUUCGAUAAUUAAGUAUCUCAUCGAAAGAUCGGGACACCCUCGAGACUAUCACUCUCACCAAUGCAUAAAUCUGAACUGCGGAAGAUCUGGGCUCAAACAUUCCUUGCUGAAACUGCAUUGACAGAUAAAGUCGAAGCCCUCAGGCGGCUGCAAUCCAAGUACGUUGAAGGAGGAUGGCAGCAGGAAGACAUGUUGGCUCUGAGUUAAGAUAGUGUUGUAAAGGCAGUUCAUUAGAAAUCUUUAGGAACCACUUGGGGCUGUGAACCAUAUAAGGUUCUACUUUAAGGACAUUGGGGAGUACCAAUGUACCAUAUAGUUGUUGAGUUCUUGAAGAGGUUGGCUGAAAGGCAUGUUGAUCAGUCCUAUGGCUACUGA